Vicia faba (fava bean) is the source of this 1620-nucleotide messenger RNA. The record is from the annotation of a GenBank genome assembly. NCBI's taxonomy places the organism in Eukaryota, Viridiplantae, Streptophyta, Magnoliopsida, Fabales, Fabaceae.
AUGGCUACCACAAUUUCACCAACAACAUGCUUCAUCUUUCUCCCUAUAAUAAUUCUAUCAUCAUUUUGUCCCAUAACAACACUAUGUGCCACAGUUCUAGAAGACCUCAAAAACUUACACAAACCACUAGAUUUCAACACUACAAUCAUCAACAACUGCAUCAGAAACCCAUCUCUCAGAUACUGCAAUUCCUCUCCCAUGAUGGACCUUGAUGAAAUAUUCAAACAUACUAUUGUUGCUAGUCAUCUUUGCAAUGAAUCUAACAACCCAAAUUGUGUUGAAUCAUUCCCCAAAAUCGAUCUUAGAAACCGACCAAACAUUGCUCCUCUUUACUUGUCUUUCACUUUCUUUUGGAAAUAUUGUCCCUUGACUAUUAUGUCCAUUGAUUUCUCAAACAACUCUAUAAAGGGUAGUUUUCCAAAUGAUGUUUUUUUCUGCACUCAGAUUCAGUCUCUUGAUUUGAGUAUCAAUGAAUUCUCUGGUGAAAUUCCAAUUCAAAGUUUUUCUCCAUUAACCAACCUCACUUUUCUUAACCUCUCUUAUAACAGUUUCUCAGAGAGUGAAAUUUCUGAUUCACAGUUUUUCAAAAAGUUUAACUCUUCAAGUUUUCUUCAUUCUGGUGCUCUCAUUGAUCACAAAAAGUUUACUAUAAAAGCUAUCAUUUUAUUGGUUGGUUUUCCUAUUCUUGUCAUUUUAAUGGUGAUUUUCUUAGGAUGGCUUUGUUUUCAAAGACCUGAUUAUCUUCCAAGAAUCCUUCAAAGAAGUGGGAGAUUUACAUUUACACCAGCAAUUCUAAAGGCGGCGACUUUCGGUUUUUCCAACAAGAAUUUGGUUGGUAAAAGUGAAUUUGUUCACAUAUACAAAGGAGUGUUAAGAGAUGGAACUAAAGUGAAAAUUGAGAUGUAUUGGGAUGAUAUAUCAAGGGACAGUUAUCAUGAAUUUGUUGAGGAAUGUAAGAUUUUGUCUGAGUUAAACCAUAAGAAUCUUGUUAAGGUUCUAGGGUGGUGUAAAGGGAGAAAAUUUAGGGCUGUUAUAACAGAAUGGAUAAGAGAAGAAAGUGUUGAAAUGUGGCUUUUAGAGUCAGGUCCUUCAUGGAAUCAUAGAGUGAAAGCUUUGAUGGGAGUUGUUGAAUGUAUGUUGUAUCUGCAUGAGGAAUGGCCUGAAGUUGAUUAUGAUCUCAAGAUAAGUAGUGUUUUGGUACAUGAUAGUCUUGAACCAUUGAUUUCAAGGUUUCAAGUUGGAGAUAGAAACAAUAGUCGAAAAAAGAUAUGCAAGUUUGGAAUAUUUCUGCUAGAGAUGAUACUAAACAAGAGGGUUCAAGAUGAUUUUGAUGGAAAUGACGAUGGAUUUAUAAGCUACAUGAGAACCCUUCAUCCACCAGACAUGCAUAAGAUGAUUGAUGAGAGAAUGGAUGUUACUGAAACAGCUUUGCAUCAUGUUAAACAGGUUCUAUCCUUGGGAUUAAUGUGUAUAGACCAAUCAAACAAUGAGAAACUACCAAGCUUUGCACAUAUAUACAAUAUUGUAUCAAAGGCCUAUAAGGAUAGCCUUGUUUUACCAUAUCAUAAAACAACUCAUGGAGAUAGAGUUAAGGGACACAAGCGCGUUCAGUUCAAAUAA